This is a messenger RNA of Oryzias melastigma (Indian medaka), 1217 nucleotides long. RefSeq names its product phosphoribosyl transferase domain containing 1b (gene prtfdc1b). NCBI's taxonomy places the organism in Eukaryota, Metazoa, Chordata, Actinopteri, Beloniformes, Adrianichthyidae. The record is from RefSeq and is a predicted model, not a curated record. Gene Ontology annotation, biological process: guanine salvage; IMP salvage; purine ribonucleoside salvage. Gene Ontology annotation, molecular function: hypoxanthine phosphoribosyltransferase activity; magnesium ion binding.
UAGAGCUCCACAUUCCUCCUCCGGUCCGGCCCGGUCCAAACCCUCCGCAGACUCGCAGCACUUUGGAUGAAACGGGUUUUUCCUUCAACAUGGCUGAAGUUUGUGUCCGGCUCGAGGGCAAACGCGAUGGAAUUGUGAUCCACGAUGACUGGCCGGGUUACAGCCUGGACCUCUUCAGCUACCCGGCGCACUACUCUGGAGACUUGGACUACGUCAUCAUCCCGCAUGGCGUCAUCAUGGAUAGGACGGAGCGGCUGGCUCGAAACAUCAUGGACGACCUGGGCGACCACGACAUCGUGGUGCUGUGCGUGCUGAAAGGAGGCUACCAGUUCUGCGCCGACCUGGUGGACAGGAUCAAAGCUCUCAGCUGCAACUCCGACCACACGAUUCCCAUGAGAGUUCACUUCAUCCGCCUCAAGAGUUACCUGAAUGACCAAUCGACCGAAGAUCUUCACAUUCUUGGAGCAGAAGAUCUGUCCUUUUUAUCUGGAAAGGGCAUUGUGGGUACCGGAAAGACGAUGAAGACGCUCCUGAAGCACGUAGAGUCCUUCAGGCCCAAAAUGAUCAAAAUAGCCGGGUUGUUGGUGAAGAGAGUCCAGCUCAGUUCAACCUGUAUUCCUGACUAUGUCGGCUUUGAGAUACCCAAUCGUUUUGUGGUCGGAUAUGCUUUGGACUAUAAUGAGUAUUUCAGAGACCUUAAUCACAUAUGUGUGAUCAGCGAAAGUGGAAAGAAGAAAUAUAAAAUCUAAAGAGAGGCCAGUAACAGAGAGACAACUGCAGCUCAUUUGUCAGCUUACAGUUGCUUUGCAUUUCAAAUAUAGCUCCAAUAACAUCUCUCCUGCAAAAAUACAUUGUAGUGACUCACUUUAUGGUAUCCAUGAGCAAACUUUUGCCAUCUAAUUCCCUCAUGUUUACAAAUAUUGUAUGUUUACUGCUUUUUCUGUGAAUCUAAAACGGUUGUACUCAUUUAUAUCUAAUGUGAGGGGCCAAAUACUUGUGCUUACAACAAGAACUAAACUUUUCAUGUGAAAAUAAUGUUCUUAACCAGAGAAUGUUACACGUUCUUCAUGAACCUUCAUCAGGUAGUCACUGGUAACUCUCAGGGGAAAAUAAUGUAGAAGUGUCAACACUUGUUCUAACUACCUCUUCCUCCCCUGUGUUUCAUUUUAGCGUAAUAUCUGUCUGUAGUGUUGUAAUAAAAUGUUUUCUAACCUUUC